GGAAAAUAAUCUCUUUUCCGUGCACUAUGGAGCAGUUUGGCCUGCCAUACUACUACUACGGCUUGUGGCUCUGCCUUGCUCUCAUAGUCCAUGUCUUCCUCCACGCCAAGCUCGGUGCCGGCAAGAAGAUUGGCCUGAGGAUGCCUCCCGGACCGUGUCAACUGCCGCUCAUCGGCAGCCUCCACCACCUUCUGAGCGGGCUCCCACACCGUGCCAUGCGCGAGCUCUCCCUGCGCUACGGACCGCUCAUGCUGCUUAGGAUCUGCGAGCACGUGGUCGUUGUCGUUUCCUCCGCCGAGAUCGCACGGGAGAUCUUUAAGGGCCACGACACCGCCUUUGAGCAGCGGCCGAGCAGCCCGGGUAUCGACGAGGUGUACUCGGGGCACGGCCUGGGGGUCAUCUUCGCGCCCUACGGCGAGCACUGGAGGCUGCUGCGCCGGAUCCUCGUGACGGAGCUUCUCAGCGCGCGGCGCGUCGAGGCGUUCCAGCGCAUCCGGCAGGACGAGGCAGCCCGCCUCAUCUCGUCCCUCGCGUCCUCGCCUCCGGGCCAGCUCGUCAACGUCGACCAGCUGCUCGCUGAGUUCAUUGCCGACUCAUCGGUGAGCGCCAUCUUUGGCGACAGGCUGCCUGACCGAGCCGCAUUCUUGAAGAUGAUGAAGCAUGGGACGGACUUCUCGUCGCUCUUCGACCUCCGCGACCUCUUCCCGUCGUCGCGGCUAGUGCGGAUGCUGCCGCGGAGCCACAAGAAGGAGCGGCACCGGCAGAAGCUGUCCCAGCUAUUCGACGAUAUCCUCCAGCACCACGAGGAGAGGAGGGCGGCGGGAGCCAAAGACGGCGAGCACGAGCAGGACAUGAUCGACGUGCUGAUGAGGAUGCGAAAGGAAGGCGCUAUGCAAGCUUCUCUCAACCCCGGUGUCAUCAAGGCUGUGGCGAUCGAUGUGUUUGGUGCAGCACUGGACACAUCAACGAGCACUCUCCAAUGGGCCAUGGCCGAGCUAAUUGCAAAUCCAAGGGUGAUGGAGAAGGCACAGCUAGAGAUCCGCCGUGCCCUGGCAGGGCAGGAGAGAGUACAAGAAGCAGCUCUAAAAGAUCUGUAUUACCUCAAAGCAGUAGUCAAAGAGACCUUACGACUGCACCCUCCAGGUCCAUUCAUCCCUAGGGUCUGCCUGGAUGACCAAAAGGUUCAAGGAUUUGAUGUGCCGAAGGGCACAAUUGUUGUCACAAAUGCAUGGGCCAUCUCUAGGGACCCAAAAUACUGGGAAGACUCUGACAGCUUCAUGCCCGAAAGGUUUGAAGGUGAACGUCCUUUGGACUUCAGAGGAUUACAUUUUGAGUUCACGCCAUUUGGGGCUGGCCGGAGAAUUUGCCCUGGGAUAACUUUCGCGCAAGCAAACAUUGAGAUUGCUUUGGCUAGCCUCCUAUACCAUUUUGAUUGGGAGCUGCCAUCCGGAGUUAAGAAGGGGGAAAUAGAUAUGACAGAAGCGUUCGGAGUUACAGUUAAGAGGAAGGCUGAGCUUCUGUUACACCCGAUUCCUCGUAUCCCACUUGUAUAUGAAUAGCGCUUAUGAAAUAUUGGUAAACACUUUCUUAUCGUAAAUAUUUAUCGGGAACUGAUCAAAAAUAAAACUGGUGUAGUUGAAAAGUUAGUAGCUUGUCUUUCUAUGUAAGUACUCGUCUACUUGAAUAAACUAUAUGU
Messenger RNA from Phragmites australis (common reed), 1696 nucleotides. RefSeq names its product desmethyl-deoxy-podophyllotoxin synthase-like. The coding region runs from base 27 to 1559 and encodes 510 amino acids. The record is from RefSeq and is a predicted model, not a curated record. The transcript is spliced from 2 exons. Gene Ontology annotation, molecular function: heme binding; oxidoreductase activity, acting on paired donors, with incorporation or reduction of molecular oxygen; iron ion binding. Lineage: Eukaryota; Viridiplantae; Streptophyta; Magnoliopsida; Poales; Poaceae.